UCCAAAUAUCCCGUCAGCCGUGCGCAUCCUCCCUGACUUUUCUUUGGGACACCGUGGCACCGUCUAAUUCAAUUCCUUUUUCCACAUUCACACAACUCGUGAUCAUUUAACUACAGGCUUAUUUAUUAUUGUCACCUCAGUCGGGUCAAUGUAUAUAGACGCGUUCAAACGGAUCCUCUUUGAAAGGCUGAACUGCUUGAAGAGAAUGUGUGUGUGUCAGCGACAAGGCAGCUCAUUUGCCAUGUCUAAGACAGCGGUGAAGAAGCUGCACUGGCGCUCCAGAGUGCAGGACAGCUUCGUCCCCUUGCUGGGCUCGUCGGGGGAGCUCGGGGUCGCCGUCGGCGGAGGAGCCGACUACGGAGAGUUUCCCUUUGUCACGGCAGCUCCGGGGGGCGGACUCACAGUUGGGGAUAUCAUCCUAGAGAUUUGGGGAACACCUGUGCUGGGGAUGACGCUAGGAGAUGUCCGUGGUGUUCUCAACUCCUGCCCCCAUCCUAUCCGCAUCAAAACGGUGUCACCAGGCUCCACACUGUGCAAGGAUCUCAGGUUGUAUCUGAGUAAGUGCUUCACACCCGGAUCAGUGGACAGCCAGCUUCAGCAGGUCAUCCGAGAGAACCUCUACCUCCGCGCCGUACCUUGUACAACCAGGCGUCCCAGAGACGGAGAAAUCUCAGGGGUCGACUACAACUUUGUCUCCAUCGAGGAGUUCUUCUCCCUGGAGGAGUCAGGAGCGCUGCUGGAGAGCGGGAAGUUUAAAGGGAAUUAUUACGGAACACCUCGGCCCGUCCACAUCAGCUCGGACAGCCCCCCCAUCACCUACCAGGAACACCGCAACCUGCUCAGGAAGUUCCGCACACGCAGCAAAUCGCUGAGCAACCUGGAGAAGGCGGGGGAGGAGGGGGACAACAGCGAGGACGACUCGGGCCUGUCCGGGGGCUCUGCAGGUUUGAGCAGCAGCUUCCGACCCAGCCACCGCUCCCCCGGUCGACCCCGGGCAUCCAGCAGCGGGGGGGAGGGCAGUCCCGUAGUGAACGGGAUCAUCCUCAGCAGGAGCGGGGCCAGGGUCCGAGCUGUGAUGCCUGAUCACUGGGAGCAGGCCUUCAGUGAUCCAGGAGAGUCUCAUUACAUCGAUCGCAACCCGAAGACGAGCAGCUGGCAGAGUCCUCGAGCCUUCAGCCGGGAGACGGUCUACAAGAACGAAUGGUUCACGGAUCAGCCCGAGGAGCUCCGGGGUUUCCCCAUCCACACGCUUCUGACCAAGGGCUCCCGGGGGUUUGGUUUCAACAUCGUGGGGGGCAGCCGGCUGAGGGAGUUCCUCCAGGUCUACAGUGUGACAUCCAGUGGACCUUCAGCUCUCAAGACAGCGGACAUCCUGGUCUACAUCAAUGACGUCUGUGUGUUGGGGGUGUCUCACAAAGAGGUGGUGGAGAUGCUCCAGUCGGUGCCUGUAGGCCACAGUGUGGACGUGGAGGUCAGAAGAGGCUACCCCAUGCUCUAUAACCCCGACGGCAUCCCCAAGCACCCCCCGCCACGGCUAAUGGACAACGGGGAGCCCAUCCUGCCCCCCACCACCACCCAGCCUCACCAGCUACCUCGCCUCCACACCCCCAGCCCCCAGCACUUCACCUUCAACGGCGUCCACAGCGAGAGGAGCUACAUGGAACCGGGCGUGACUCUGGACGCGAAUGGGAACGCCAUGUCGUACUCCAUCAGGCAGCCGCCUCCCUACCGACGCUCCAGCAUGAGCAACGCCGCCUCCUCGCCCCCCCUGCGCCCGCCCCGCUCCCUGAGGAGCAUAGCCAGGCUGCAGUCGCUCGACCAGAACCUGGCGAGUCAGAGUGACAGCGAAGUUGUGUCUGCGAUCGGCUCACACAGGGCUUCAAUGGUCCGUAACCACAACAACAACUCUCUCUCGACGCCCCCCCAUCCCAUCCGAUACGGCACGUCCAAGUCGUCUGAGAGCGACCUGUCCACCUGCACCCUGUCCGGGUCCCGGCUGCCCCUGCCUCAGUCGCCCAGGAGGCCGGCGUCCUCGCCCUGCGGCCCCCGCAGCGCCCACGUCUUCAGACAGCAGACCUCCCACCUCAGGCCUCCCUCCUCCUCCUCUGACAGCCCCUACCACCGCGGCAUCGGCGGCUUCCAAGGCACCACCAGCCCCACUGCGAGCCCCGGCACUGUGUCCUCUCCCGGGGCGCUGAGUGUGGGCAGCGGGGGGGAGCUGGUGCCAGUGGCCUUGGCUCAGGCUGAAGGAGACAGAGGCCUCGGCUUCAGCGUGACGGCCGGCGGCCAGGGAGGCAGGAUGACGAUAGUGAAAAGAGUCUGGGACAGGACGCAGUGCAACUCGCUGCAGCCAGGGGAUGCUAUUGUCAAAAUCAAUGGAGCUGAUAUCCAGAGUCUGAGCUUUUCACAGGUACAAACAGUUCUCCAGGAACACACCAGACAGGGAGAAGUGGUCUUACUGGUUUACAGAGGAGGCAUCUAUCACUCAACCGUCUCCCCCGGCUCUGCUCGGAGACUCCCCCCGCCUCUCCUCCGCCCCCCUCCUCCACCUGCUGGCUCGGAUGACUCCAGUCUUCUUCCAGAAACUCUGCCUUUGCCCCGGACCUCCAGGAGCACUCCUUCAUCUCCAGCCCGGACGCGUUCCUCGCUCGUUCAGAGCACCAGCUUCCUGGAGUCGAUUCCAGUGACCCUGACGAUGGAGCCCAAGGACUGGAUCAACACGGGCCUGGAGGACGAGGCGGGUGGCGUCACGCUGCCGGACUCGGGUCUGGCGAGGCAGCCGGUUGAGCAAACCCGAUCACGGCGGGGGUUCGACGUGGAACUCAGGAGAAAACCAGGAGAGGGCUUUGGGUUCGUCAUCGCCUCUCAGGAUGUGGAGAACGGCAAAGCUGCUUCUCUCCUCCCUCACCGGUUUGUGACGGUGCGUCGAGGCAGCCCGGCCGCCAAGAGCGGUCAGAUCCGACCCGGAGAUCGACUGGAGGCGGUGGAGGGGCGCUCCGUGGUGACGCUGCCUCACCGGGAGCUCGCUCAGAUACUUCGCCGGGUGGGAAACUCGCUGCGGCUCACCAUCGUCCCCCGUCCCAGCACCUACUCGUCAAGCCUCUCAGAAACAAAUGAAUAUGACCCCACUCACAAAAGCAGGAAGGGUCAGAGGUCACGUCCAAAGCGAGACUCCAGAUAUUACAGCGUGGACCUGGAUCGUGGCCCCUCAGGCUUCGGCUUCAGCCUGCGGGGGGGCAGCGAGUACAACAUGGGCCUCUACGUCCUGGGACUGAUGGAGGGGGGGCCCUCCUCCCGGAGCCAGAAAAUGCAGAAGCUCAUCAGAAGCUUCACCAGAGACUCGGUCGGUCCCUCCCUCCCCCCCACUCAUCAGGGCUGGUGGGGGGGGUGGAUCUCAGGCCCCACGGGGGUCAAAACUGUGGCGGUGGCUGGCGGCGGAGGCCGUACCCUCAGCGGCAGGGCUCCCGCCAUGGAGACCAGCCCUGAGAGCCCCAACCGGGCAGUGGAGUACCUCCUGGAGCUCAACAACAUCAUCGAGAACCAGGCCAAGCUCCUGGAGACCCAGCGCCGGCGCAUCGAGGAGCUGGAGGGCCAGCUGGACCGGGUCACCCAGGAGAACCAUGGCCUGAGGCUGGAGCGCAGCCCGCGCACGCCUGGUUCGGAGACCCCGGAGCAGAACCACAACCACAGCCAGCCCCUGUCUCUCCCCAUCCAUCGUGACAGUGGAGGCGGUGGCGGUGGUGGUUGUGGUGGUGUUGGUGUUGGCAGCAGUGGGAACGGUAGCGCACCAACACCUCAGGCGACAACUGCAACAGCCACAACUCCAGGGCCCAGCAGGGAGAGGAGGACCCACACCAGGCUGACCAGAGGCCCCUCCUGCAGCUCCUCCACCACCGAGCGAGACCGACUGGAACGCACCGACAGCACAGACACCAACGCCAGCUCCACCUUGCGUAGAAAUGUCCGGCCGCCGUCUAUCUCAGGGCAGCCCACCUCGGCGCCCAGCACUCCCACAGCUGCCCAUGCCGCUCCGUUCCCUGCCAGUCUGACUGUUCACAGCUUCGUCAGGCUCCAUCAGUACUGCUGCCCCUCCACUGACCACAGCUUACAGCAGCAGGAGCACAGGGUGACCAUCGUCACCACCACUUCCUUUGCAUCCUCGUGUGUCUGCCUCACCUCCUGCACCCCCCUCACCCACAGCUAA
This is a messenger RNA of Pleuronectes platessa (European plaice), 4204 nucleotides long. RefSeq names its product membrane-associated guanylate kinase, WW and PDZ domain-containing protein 1 (gene magixb). The record is from RefSeq and is a predicted model, not a curated record. Lineage: Eukaryota; Metazoa; Chordata; Actinopteri; Pleuronectiformes; Pleuronectidae. Gene Ontology annotation, biological process: signal transduction. Gene Ontology annotation, cellular component: cytoplasm. Gene Ontology annotation, molecular function: protein binding.